UGAUUUUGAUAUGUGGUACAGUGACAUCGCGUACCAGAAAGGAUCAACGAAAAUCUGGGUACCCAAUUACCCUCCUUUGCGCCAGUUACUACUCGAAGAAUACCACGACGUCCUCUAUGCCGGACACUUCGGUAGCAACAAGACGCUGACCGGUAUUGCAAAGCACUACUACUGGCCCCACUUGGCAGAAGAUGUUCAGAAAUUUGUCACCUCGUGUGAUACAUGUCAGCGGAUGAAGAGCAGCAAACAGAGGAAGGUGAGACUACUGCAGCCUCUUCCUGUCCCAGAACAGCCAGGGCAAGUGGUUAGCCCGGAAUUCGUCACCGAGUUACCACCUACCACCAGCGGUCAUGACGCAAUCCUUGUCGUCAUCGACAAAUUCUCCAAAAUGGGACACUUCAUCCCGACACACACGACAGCACGCACCGAUGAGACAACACAACUCUUCAAGAUUCACAACGCCUUCCAUGUCCAACUUCUGAAGCCCUAUUGGGAUCCGAACACGAUCUUUGUCGGACGCCAACCGCCGCCGCCGCCGCCGCCCGUCCUCGUCCAGAAUGAACCCGAGUACAAGGUCGAGUCCGUGCUUGCACACCGCCGUCGUCGGAAUGGCACCAUGGAGCUUCUUAUUCGUUGGAAGGGGUAUGAUCCUUUUGAGGACAGCUGGGUACCUGAGACCGACAUGGGUAACGCCCGUCGUCCUCUGCAUGACUACCUUGUCAAGCAGGGUGUUACUUCUACCACCCAGCUUUGAGGGGUGGAAGUGUGAGAGUACGACCCCGU
Molecule: messenger RNA, 783 nt
Organism: Closterium sp. NIES-67
Lineage: Eukaryota; Viridiplantae; Streptophyta; Zygnematophyceae; Desmidiales; Closteriaceae
Source: the annotation of a GenBank genome assembly